CAUACGUCGCGACUAAAGAAGCGCCUGUACGACGUUAGGCUGCUUCUUUUCAUUGUCGAUACGCUACGAGACUCUUCAAAUCGAGUCAGUACGCGACGUGAGUUCAAUUGACGUGAGAGAAACUGACUCGUGCGAAUAUACAGACAAACAAUUCAAAGCGUUUCGUUUACGAUACAACGUGCUCAACAAUAAUAACUUUGUGCAAAGAGAUACAUUCGAUACAUGGCGAGAUGUUUUACACAACACUUUGAGUCGCGCGACGCAAAUUCAAUCCAGACUGUUCCAAACGGCCAUUACGUAUGAAUUCAUCAUCGUGAAAACGUAACAAAUAUCAGACAAUUACCAACAAUUUCGCGCGAAAAGAAAUACAUUCAGCUUAUUUGAGAAGACCAAUCAUCAUACGCAAGCGUGCGCGCCACAUUUGAAAUCUUUCAGCCACACUCGAAAUUCGUGCAAUGGCUGUCCGAACACACGUAGUUCUGUUCAUCAUUGCUUUCGCCGCUUCGCUACCGGUUUCUCAAGCCGCCUCUGCUCAUAUCCACACACAUCAACACAGUAAGAUUGAAAACAAUGAAAGGAUGCAGGAUGGAGCAUUCAGCCCUCGUGACGCUGACCACUACGUGGAAGGAGAACAUCAUCAAGAAUUUGAUCAUGAAGCUAUCCUAGGAAGCGUAAAAGAAGCAGAAGAAUUUGACAAACUUCCAAUAGAAGAAUCCAAAAGAAGAUUAGGGGUUUUAUUGACCAAGAUGGAUUUGAACAAUGACAAAUAUAUAGAAAGGAAUGAGCUAAAAGCUUGGAUCUUGCGUUCAUUUAGCAUGCUGUCUGCAGAGGAAUCUCAAGACCGCUUAGAAGAUGCUGAUAUAGACGAAGAUAGCAAAGUGACUUGGGAUGAAGUCCUGCAAGAUACAUAUGGCAGUGAUCCUGAAGAUCUAGCUCUUGAUGACAACUUGGUUCAAAACGACAAACAAACAUUUGAUGCUGCCGAUUUAAAUAAAGAUGGUUAUUUAGAUACAGACGAGUUCAAAGCUUACACUCAUCCUGAGGAGACACCCAGAAUGUUUCCACUUUUGUUAAAACAAGCUUUGGAAGACAAAGAUACAGAUAGAGAUGGACACAUUAGUUUCCAAGAGUUCAUUGGUGACAGAGCUAGGUCAAAAGAUAAAGAAUGGUUACUGUCAGAAAAGGAGAAAUUUGACUAUGAACAUGACAAAAAUGGAGAUGGUAGACUUGAUUCAGAUGAAAUUCUUUCUUGGCUUGUACCAAGUAAUGAAGAAAUAGCAAGUGAUGAAGUAGAUCACUUAUUUGCGAGUUCCGAUGACGACCAUGAUAACAGAUUAUCAUUCAAUGAGAUUUUGGAUCAUCACGAUAUUUUUGUAGGUAGCGAAGCUACAGAUUAUGGUGAUCAUUUACAAGACAUUGAGCGUUUCAGUGACGAACUCUGAGAAUCAUUGGCCGAGCUCGUGAUAAUAUAUGUUUCAUAAUGUUCACCAAAGUUUUGCGUGACUGAAAGUAUUAUUAAUACACUACUCAAAACAAUAAUGGAGCCAAAGUUUCUUCAAAGAACUUUAAAUUGAUAAAACAAAAAAUGGAUCCAAUUUGUGUGCUUAAGCGACUAAAAUAUUGUGUUCCAAAUGUUUUAACAUGUGCUGAGAUUAUUAUUAAGAGAAAUAUUCACAAUCAAAAAUUUAUUAUAUUAUAUAUCUAUUGAAAAAAUUAUUCCAUUCAUUGUUUUAAGCAGUAUAUUUUUCAAUGCACCCCUUUUUCAGCUUUUAUCUAUUUUAGUCUAUUUAUAUAAUCUUAACGACAAAUUUGUAUUAAGAUGCAAAAGAUUAAUGAGAUUUGCACAUUCAUAUAAAUAGUUACAUUCACCUAUAUACAUUCAUAUGUAUGCAUUCACAAUAAUUUUCAAAGUGUUGCGCUACACAAAAUAUUGUCUUCCAAUUUUUACCAAACAUGAGUGCCAUAAUAAAAAACGGAGAAAGAAAAUAGAUUAGAACAAAAAUCAUAUUUCUCAUUGCAAGUGUGAAUAGAGUCAUUAAGUUUAAUUGCUAUAGGUGUCAUUAUUAAAUUGUAAAUAUUAUUGUAUGCAUAUUGCAUAUAAAGCACAAUUUUCUUGAGUUUAUAAGAUAAUUUUUGUAGUUGAUAUUAAACAACUUGUAUUUCUUUUA
This is a messenger RNA of Linepithema humile (Argentine ant), 2168 nucleotides long. Its product is annotated as reticulocalbin-2. Gene Ontology annotation, cellular component: endoplasmic reticulum. Gene Ontology annotation, molecular function: calcium ion binding. The record is from RefSeq and is a predicted model, not a curated record. Lineage: Eukaryota; Metazoa; Arthropoda; Insecta; Hymenoptera; Formicidae.